Molecule: messenger RNA, 1346 nt
Organism: Erigeron canadensis
Lineage: Eukaryota; Viridiplantae; Streptophyta; Magnoliopsida; Asterales; Asteraceae
Product: wall-associated receptor kinase-like 1
Exons: 2
Coding region: 74-1225 (383 amino acids)
Biological process (GO): cell surface receptor signaling pathway; protein phosphorylation
Cellular component (GO): plasma membrane
Molecular function (GO): ATP binding; protein serine/threonine kinase activity
Source: RefSeq, a predicted model, not a curated record
UUCUACUGGUUAUGAUCACUCGUAUAAACCAAGGAAAUCACUCUUGGGUGUUAUUUUAGGUGUUAGCAUAAGCAUGGGUGUAGUUUUUCUGGUGGCGAUAAGCUAUGCGAUGUACAAAUUGAUAAGAAAAACAAAAGACAAGAGACAAAGAAAGAAGUUUUUUAAGCGCAAUGGUGGUAUACUAUUAAAACAACAAGCAGAAGCUGACCCAUCUUUGGUUGAUAAAACCAUACUUUUCACAUCACGUGAGUUGUCCAAGGCAACUGAUGACUUCCACGAAAACAGAGUUCUUGGUCGAGGAGGCCAAGGUACGGUGUUCAAGGGGAUGUUAGUGGAUGGAAGGAUUGUGGCAAUUAAGAAAUCAAAGGUGGUUGAUGAAAGCCAAUUAGAGCAGUUCAUCAAUGAAGUCGUCAUUCUUUCUCAAGUCAACCACAGGAACGUUGUCAAACUUUUGGGAUGCUGCCUAGAAACAGAUGUUCCACUAUUAGUUUCAGAAUUUAUUUCAAAUGGUACCUUGUAUGAUGCUCUUCACAAUGAUAUUGACGAGUUCCCACUUUCUUUAAAUAUGAGAUUACAAAUAGCUACCGAGGUUUCAGGAGCAUUUGCUUACUUACAUUCAGCAACUUCCAUUCCUAUAUAUCAUAGGGACAUCAAAACCACCAAUAUACUUUUGGAUGAUAAAUAUAGGGCCAAGGUGUCCGACUUUGGAACUUCAAGGUUGGUAUCAACGGAUCAAACUCACUUCACUACCAUGGUAAAAGGUACGUUUGGCUACCUAGAUCCAGAAUAUUUCCAAUCUAGCCAAUUUACUGAGAAGAGUGAUGUUUAUAGUUUUGGAGUAGUUUUGGUUGAACUGAUAACGGGGGAAAAGCCAAUUUCACUAACUAGAUUCGGAGAACACAGAAGUCUAGCUACACACUUUACGAUUGCUAUGGAAGAAGGGCGUGUUAUGUCCAUUUUAGAUGCAAAGAUGAUUAAAGAGGCUUUCGGGGAUGAGCUUCUUUUAAUAGCUAACCUUGCAAUGCGAUGCUUGAAUCUGAAUGGAAAGAAUAGGCCAACAAUGAAAGAAGUAGCCGUAGAGUUGGAAACUAUACGAACAUCACACAUUCCAUCGGCGGUUCAAACCAAUGUCAUACCCAUGAUAUAUGGGGAAGAUUUAUCUCAGCCGCCAUAUGGUGAAUCAAUAUCAACAUUCACAAGUUUCAAUGAUAGCGUUAACAAAUGAUGCAAAAGAUUUUAAUUAGUUUUUAUGGCAUCGCCAUUUAGGUAGUAUGUACUUCAAUUGGACAUAAUGUAAUCAUAAAUCCAUCAAAAAUACCAAAUUUGAAUGGACAGGCAAUGUAUUC